Cololabis saira (Pacific saury) is the source of this 4440-nucleotide messenger RNA. It is a transcript of the gene ipo7, whose product is annotated as importin 7. The record is from RefSeq and is a predicted model, not a curated record. Gene Ontology annotation, cellular component: cytosol; nuclear envelope. Bases 108 to 3227 code for a protein of 1039 amino acids. Gene Ontology annotation, molecular function: small GTPase binding. Gene Ontology annotation, biological process: protein import into nucleus. Lineage: Eukaryota; Metazoa; Chordata; Actinopteri; Beloniformes; Belonidae. The transcript has 25 exons.
CCUUUCGCGCCGGGUAACCGGAGAGCCGUGCGUCCAUGUGCGCAGUGACUGGGAACUGGUAGACCUCUGAAAUAUUACAAUCCGAGCCGUAAACGAGAGUUGUCGUGAUGGAUCCCGAGUCUUUGGUCGAGGCCCUCCGGGGCACCAUGGACCCCAACCUGCGGGAGGCGGCGGAGCGGCAGCUGAGCGAGGGUCACACUCAGGUAAACUUUAUGUCCACUCUGCUGCGUGUCACCAUGUCCGAGCAGCUGGAUUUGCCUGUCAGGCAAGCAGGUGUGAUUUACCUUAAGAACAUGAUAACCCAGCACUGGAGUGAUGGAGACGGUUCAGGCACAGAGACACCUGUUAAUAACAUCCCGGACGAGGACAGGCAGUUCAUUCGAGACAGCAUAGUGGAGGCCAUCAUCCACUCCCCCGAGCGCAUCAGGGUUCAGUUGACAACAUGUAUCCAUCACAUGAUCAAGCACGACUACCCCGGCAAGUGGACGACCAUCGUGGACAAGAUCGGCUUCUACUUGCAGUCAGACAACAGUGCUGGAUGGUUGGGCAUCCUGCUGUGCCUUUACCAGCUUGUCAAAAACUAUGAAUAUAAGAAACCAGAAGAGCGUCAGCCUCUCGUGGCUGCCAUGCACAUCUUCAUGCCCAUGCUGAAAGAACGCUUUAUUCAGCUGCUCCCAGACCACUCCAGCGACUCUGUCCUCAUACAGAAACAGAUCUUUAAAAUCCUCUACGCCCUCUUCCAGUACAACCUCCCUCUGGAGCUCAUUAACAGACAGAAUCUGACAGAGUGGAUGGAGAUCCUGAAGACUGUAGUAGACAGAGAUGUGCCACCAGAGACGAUGCAGAUAGAUGAAGAUGAGCGGCCUGAAUUGCCCUGGUGGAAAUGUAAGAAAUGGGCCCUUCACAUCUUGGCUCGGCUGUUUGAGAGAUACGGAAGCCCAGGCAACACAACCAAAGAGUAUGCAGAGUUUGCUGAUCUCUUCCUUAAGGAAUAUACAGUUGGUGCACAGCAGGUCCUGCUGAAAGUCUUAUACCAGUACAAGGAAAAGCAAUAUGUGGCUCCAAGAGUGCUACAGCAGACACUGAACUACAUCAACCAGGGAAUAGCACACGCUCUGACAUGGAAAAACCUCAAACCACACAUUCAGGGCAUCGUUCAGGAUGUGGUUUUCCCCCUCAUGUGUUACACAGAUUCUGAUGAGGAGCUGUGGCAGGAAGAUCCAUACGAGUACAUCCGCAUGAAAUUUGAUGUAUUUGAGGACUUCAUAUCUCCAACAACAGCAGCCCAGACGCUCCUCUUUACAGCCUGCAACAAGAGGAAAGAAGUGCUCCAAAAGACCAUGGGCUUCUGUUAUCAGAUCCUCACUGAUCCCGCCUCUGACCCAAGGAAAAAGGAUGGUGCCCUGCACAUGAUAGGCUCUUUGGCUGAAAUCCUGCUGAAGAAAAAGAUCUACAAGGACCAGAUGGAGUUCAUGCUGCAGAAUCAUGUCUUCCCCCUGUUCCGCAGUGAACUGGGUUAUAUGAGAGCCAGGGCUUGUUGGGUGCUGCAUUACUUCUGUGAGGUCAAGUUUAAGAGUGAUCAGAACCUGCAGACGGCUCUUGAGCUGACCCGGCUUUGUCUCAUCAAUGACAAUGAGAUGCCAGUUAAAGUGGAGGCUGCCAUUGCCCUCCAAGUUCUCAUCAGCAACCAGGAGAAAGCCAAAGAAUACAUAACUCCCUUCAUCCGACCAGUGAUGCAGGCACUCCUGCACAUCGUCAGGGAGACGGAGAAUGAUGACCUCACCAAUGUCAUACAGAAGAUGAUCUGCGAAUACAGUGAGGAGGUCACUCCAAUUGCAGUGGAGAUGACGCAGCACUUGGCAAUGACGUUCAACCAGGUGAUUCAGACGGGACCUGAUGAGGAGGGAGGAGAUGACAAGGCCGUGACGGCUAUGGGCAUCCUCAACACCAUCGACACAUUGCUAAGUGUGGUAGAAGACCACAAAGAGAUCACCCAGCAGCUGGAGGGCAUCUGUCUGCAGGUAAUCGGCACGGUGCUGCAGCAACAUGUCCUGGAAUUUUAUGAGGAAAUCCUGUCCUUGGCACAUAGUCUAACCUGCCAACAGGUGUCACCGCAGAUGUGGCAACUUCUCCCACUUGUAUAUGAAGUCUUCCAACAAGAUGGAUUUGAUUACUUCACAGAUAUGAUGCCUCUCCUUCACAACUAUGUCACAGUUGAUACAGACACCCUUUUAUCCGACACCAAAUACCUGGAGAUUAUCUACAGCAUGUGCAAAAAGGUCCUGACAGGUGAUCCAGGUGAGGACCCGGGGUGCCAUGCAGCCAAGCUGCUGGAGGUGAUCAUUCUCCAGUGUAAAGGUCGUGGCAUUGAUCAGGUUGUGCCCUUGUUUGUGGCUUCUGCUUUGGAGCGUUUGACGCGGGAGGUGAAGACCAGUGAGCUGAGGACCAUGUGCCUGCAGGUGGCCAUCGCUGCAUUAUACUACAGCCCCCCUCUCCUCCUCAACACUCUGGAGAAUCUCUGCUUUCCCAACAAUACAGAGCCAAUCACUAACCACUUCAUAACUCAGUGGCUGAAAGAUGUCGACUGCUUCCUUGGCCUUCACGACAGAAAGAUGUGCAUCCUGGGACUCUGCGCUGUCAUCGACCUCGAGCACAGGCCUCCAGCGAUCAACCAGGUGGCCGGCCAGAUUCUUCCAGCUGCCAUCCUACUGUUCAACGGCCUCAAGAGAGCGUACGCCUGCCGAGCAGAGCACGAGAAUGAUGAGGAUGAUGACGAUGAAGAUGGGGAGGAUGAGGACGACACUGCUGAGCUGGGCAGUGACGAAGAUGACAUCGAUGAGGAGGGUCAGGAGUACCUGGAAAUGCUUGCAAAGCAGGCAGGAGAGGAUGGAGAUGAUGAAGACUGGGAAGAGGAUGAUGCUGAGGAGACGGCGCUCGAGGGCUACGCUACAGCUAUAGACGAUGAAGAUAACUUAGUAGACGAAUAUCAGAUCUUCAAAGCUGUCCUACAGAACAUCCAGAGCCGUGACCCAGCAUGGUACCAGGCGCUUAUCCAAAGCCUUGAAGAGGAGCAAGCCAAACAGCUUCAGGACAUUGGCACACUUGCAGACCAGAGGCGGGCAGCACAUGAAUCCAAGAUGAUUGAGAAACACGGCGGGUACAAGUUCACAGCACCAGUGGUGCCAUCUACUUUCAACUUUGGAGGCUCUGCUCCAGGAAUGAAUUGAGUCAUCUGUUCUACUUUUUAUUACUCUGUGACUGAUUGUAGUGAAGUGUUAAAAAACAAAAAAAGCUUGUGUUGUUCCCUUAAGUAGUGGUUCCAGAACUGGGUCUUCAGUCAUUCUUCAAUCUAUCAAAUGGGAUAUUUUUUUUGCUCCAGAAGAUGUGGGGAAAGUGUCCACGAUGCAACCGAUGGCUGACGGGAGAAAAAAAACGAACCAAGAACUUGAGCACAAUACUAAAGAAGAAGCUCUGAACAAAACUGUCUUCUGGAGCCCAAUGCGGUCAGGAUACGAUGACAACUCUUUCGUCUUUCUCCUCACUUUAACAAAUUUGGGGGAUUAAAAAGAUGAAUUAAUGGACUAAAUAUUUCAUUAUCACUGUUGUGGCCAAAUGGCCGUUAUAGGAUUAUACCUCUGGUAGUGGUGAAAUCUUGCGUUACUUUCUGCAUAAACAAACACUCGUGUUUAUGUACAUACAAGCCAAGGUUAUUGAUUUUUUUUUUCUUUUUUUUUUUUUUUUUUUCAAGUAGCCUUGAGGGGGGAAAAAUAAAAGCAGAGGCAUUUGUAAGGUAUCAACAGCUGUAUUCAUAUGUAGCAUAUUGGAUAAUUCAUAGCACUAUGUGAUGCCUGAUCUCUGUAAAUUAAUGACUAGCACUUUCAUAUUGUUCAGGUCUCUUAUAGCCUUCUGUAUCAGACUGCAAAAUUUUUUUAAAUUGAAGACUAUUUAAAAUGAAAACAGCUGUAACUUUGUUACUUUGCAAGUGACUUCUGUAAUGGUCUUGAUGCGAAGGGAUAUUGAGGGGGAAACAUCAGUUUCAGGAGAAGAUGAUGCUCUUGGUGUUUCAUUGUGGCGACAUGACGAGUGUUUUGUUAGCACUGGAUGUGCCAUUUGGAUGCAUCAUCAAAGCAUGUACAAUUGGACUAUAUCGUGAAGGUUUCAAGCUUUUGGUUGGUGUAUGGAUGAACCAUCUAUAUAUACAACAUAUUAAAAAACAAACAAACAAAGCCAAGGGAAUUCAUGACCAUGGCUGUUUCUUGACGAUGCUUGAUGAAUUUAAUAUCGGCAGGUAAAUGACUGGACUUGAGUUGACUGUGACCACUAGAAACCAGCUCUUCGUCAGUGCUCACAGAACCCAGGUUAAUUGUGGUUUCUACAUUAUGUUCACAGUUGAUUUGUACCUCACAACGGCUCCUAAAACAAAUUAAAUUGUAAAUGCUU